Messenger RNA from Vigna angularis (adzuki bean), 732 nucleotides. RefSeq lists its product as uncharacterized. The coding region runs from base 1 to 732 and encodes 243 amino acids. The record is from RefSeq and is a predicted model, not a curated record. Lineage: Eukaryota; Viridiplantae; Streptophyta; Magnoliopsida; Fabales; Fabaceae. The transcript is spliced from 4 exons.
AUGGUGACUAUAAGAUCCAAUAAAGCUACUGGUCAACCUGGGAGGAAGACGUUUGUGUUGCUAGGAUGUGAAAGAGGCGAAAAAUAUAGAAAAUACAAACCCGACCAACCUAGUACAUAUGGCACCCGAAAAUGUGAGUGUCCUUUUCAGUUAAGGGGCAAGCCAUCUAGUAAUGGCGAUGAGUGGAUAUUGCAAGUGAUAUGUGGAUACCACAACCACGAUUUAGCAAAAACUUUAGUGGGGUAUCCUUAUGCUGGCAUAAGAAACAAAAGACUUGUUGGACGAGUAUCCAAAUAUGCUUUGGAACUAAUAGCUGAAGAAUUAGAACAAGUACAUCUUAUAGGACUCGAUAGGGGAAGAUGUGGAUGCAUACUUAGAUGGACCUACGGUGUCACCUAUGCUUGUGAAUUAGCACGUUAUGCCCUUGGUAUGAUUCCUUUGUGUGAAUUUCAUGUGAUGUGGACAAGAUUGUCUAUUUCAAAUAUUGUAUCAAAUGAAUCACAACCAGAGUUAUCCAUACAACGUGAGCUUGCUAUGGUUGAAGAAAAAUUUAAGGAGGUUGAGAUUGGAGGACUCGAGGAAGAUUCUUGGCCCAUUAUACGAAAUGAUCAUUAUAAAGAACUGAGUCAGUGGCGUGAUGAAUAUGCGACACUAGUGGGAGGCUAUGAUCGACUAGAAGAGCUAAGGAGGUCUUUGAUGGUGGACCCACAGCUAAUGCAACCAAGUGGAUGA